This is a messenger RNA of Brassicogethes aeneus, 1605 nucleotides long. NCBI's taxonomy places the organism in Eukaryota, Metazoa, Arthropoda, Insecta, Coleoptera, Nitidulidae. The record is from the annotation of a GenBank genome assembly.
AUGUCGACCUUUAAAGUUUUGGCUCUGUACGAUUUCGAUGGGGAGCCAGGCUCGUCCGAAAUGUCCAUAAAGGCCGAGGAGAUUUUGACUAUUACCAGAACAGAUGUGGGAGAGGGCUGGUGGGAGGGGUUAAACUCAAAGGGGCAGUCGGGACUUUUUCCCCAAGCCUACGUACAAAGAAUGAAGGAAUCCCCCCCUGCCAUGCCGGCGCCUGUGUACAAUCAAGAAUUGGAUGACAACAAACAGAAAUCCACUGAGGAGGAAGCUGACUGGGAUGAUGAGUGGGAUAACGAUGACACAUACUCAGAAAUAGGACAGGGAACAAAUAAUCGAGCAAGAGAGAGCGUAUAUGCCAAUGAACCAAAUCAAAACUACGUUCACGGCAGUAAUAGUAAUAAUACAGCUGAUAUUCAUGUGGAUAACAAAGGGGGCACAGUGUCGAAGAAAAGUCUGAAUAGAUUUUCAAACUAUGUGAAGUCAGGAUUGGAGAGCUAUAUGCUAGGCACGCUGAACCAACCGACGCACGGCAAAAAAAUCCACGUGUACCGCGACGAGCAGUGCCUCGCCGUGUGGGAGCCCUUAUCGAACCCGUACACGGUGCAGGUGACGUCGCCGAAAAAGGCUACCAAAAUGGGCGGCCUGAAGUCCUUCAUAGCCUACUCGUUGACGCCGUCGUUCUCGAACAUCGAGGUCUCGAGGCGGUACAAGCACUUCGACUGGCUGCACGACAGGAUGUGCGACAAGUUCAACAUCGUCGCCGUGCCUCCUCUGCCCGACAAGCAGAUCUCAGGCAGGUAUGAGGAGCAGUUCAUCGAGCACAGGAGAGUGCAGCUGCAGGAGUUCGUGAACUACGUGUGCCGACAUCCGGUUUUGUCGCAGUGCGAGGUGUGGUACCACUUUUUGACGUGCACGGACGAAAAGCAAUGGAAGCAGGGCAAACGGCAGGCGGAAAAAGACCCCUUCGUGGGGGCGAACUUCUGCAUGUCCUUGGAAUCCCCAGAAAAAGAACUGCUGCAAUCCGACAAGGAUAAAAUCGACGACAACCUCAACUACAUCGUCAAAAUGGAUCAGAACGUCAAGAAAUUGAUGCAGACGUGCCAGGAUCAGUGGAACAAAUGCUCGAACAUGUACAAAAGGGAGUUUCACAGGAUCGGCGAGAGCUUUUUCGCCCUCGGUUCCAGUCUCGAUUUGGACGGAAAAAUUCCCAGCGAAGUCGCCACAGAGGUCCAACAACUAGGUACAGUGUAUAUGCAAAUAGGCAGGCUAUACGAAGACCAGGCUAGAGACCAUUGGCAGGCUUUGUCGGACAAACUGUACAUAUACAAAGGUAUCACCAGCUCGAUUCCGGACGUUUUGCACCUGCAAAAAUCGUCGGAAACGAAAAAGAGAGAUUGCGAAAAAACCAUACAGAACCCAUUGCAACUCAAUGAUAUACGAAAGCGAGGAGAUUGCUUGACUUACGCGGUUUUCGCCGAGUUAAAUCAUUUCCAGAUGGAGAAGAAUACUGAUUUACGUUUAUCGAUGAAAACGUUGCUAGUAGAUCAGAUUAAGUUCUACAAAAAUAUUGUCGGCCAACUGGAGGAUACUUUAAGUAGAUUUAACUAG